Molecule: messenger RNA, 1545 nt
Organism: Diachasmimorpha longicaudata
Lineage: Eukaryota; Metazoa; Arthropoda; Insecta; Hymenoptera; Braconidae
Exons: 3
Coding region: 240-743 (167 amino acids)
Source: RefSeq, a predicted model, not a curated record
UGGAUGAUAUCGAUUUUCCCAGAAAGACUGUAAUGUGUUCUACCUCAACGCAGGCGCUAGCCAUGAUCAGCAUGACAGUUUUUAGUGCCAGCAGUGCGUAUGACUACCACGAACCACUUGGUUUGUAUAACUAGCGAACAUACUAUUCACGGAAUUCGGGUGAAUGAUUAGGAAUUGAGAAGGAUAUGCGCACAUGGAUUAUCUGAUUAUUUUCAAUUGGAGAGCGAAAAGGAAGAAAUAUGGCAGGGAAGGUUAGAGUUCACUUUUUGGGAAUUAUCCUGGGGAUUGUCUUCCGUGCAGCACAAGGUCAAUUACUAACUAAGGAACAUCGCACACAUGCAGCUACUGAGCGAGCCAACGAUUUAUGGUGUUAUCAGUGUGAUACGAUGGAGGAUGGAGAAAAAUGUGUAGAUUUGACUGGUAAUCACACAUCGUUGAUGAAGAAGUGUAAAGAUGACAAACGAAUUUGCAUUGUGAAACGAUUCUCGUUCACCACAAGUACAGAAAACUCGACAUCAGAACCCAUGAUGUGGGCGAUAGAACGAAACUGCACAAACAAAUGUGAACCUGGUUGUAUAGUGAUUGGAGAAAGAACGAAGCUCUAUGCUUGUACAGCAUGUUGUGAGAAGUCUCUCUGUAACACUGGAAAAGGUACAGCUGCGGAAAUGAGUACGAGGGAAAUCGGUUUCGUACUCGGUCUGCUACUCCAAGCACUUCUCACCAUUACACUGUACCCAGCGUGAUAUUACGAAGAAAUGAUUGACUAUUUUCUGGCUCUUCUCUACUUCUACUAUUUCAUCACUUCAAUCAUUAGCAAAAUCAUUCGUGCAAGAUUGUUUUCUGGAGUGAUGGUAAAUAUAACCGAACUGCCAUAUGUGAGCGACGAAGACCGUUCCUAUGUUACUCCUAGCUUGAUACUCCUCCAUGGGAUAAAUUUCCUAGUGAGCGAGAAUGAGAAUAAAUUUAGGAGUUAACGUAAGAGCAAAUCAGCCACCUGCGUGGACGUGAGAAGUUGGAGAACGAUAAUCAGUUGAAGUUUAUGUUCAAGAGUUUAUGAAAUCGUUGUUGUAAUAUAAUUAACAAGUCCAAAUUAAUUAAAUAUAAUAUAUGCCAGUAUGAACUUGCUGUUUUGUCUACUUUACCUUCGAAUAAUCCCGCACUCCAUGGGCCACGGAAUUGCCAUCUGAACGAAUCAAUUAACAGCUUGGGACGUAUGUUGGCCAACAUGGAGGAUAAGUCAAUAAAGACACUAUUUUGACCAGUGGGGUGUGAACGUGGAGUGCGUUUGGCCGGUGUUGCGGUGCUAUAUUCACAUGUCACAGUGAGUGAGUCUACGUCAACGCAGAUUGGAAGCGACUAGACGUUGAGUAACACGUACACUUUUUACCUUGUUGAAUCGCCAAAUUAUUCGAGGAUUACUUCAUUGAUUUAAAGGAACGAAGAAGCUAUUGGAUCGUUAAAAUGGCACCAAAGCAGAGAAUGCGUAUUGCCAAUGAGAAGGCAACCAAAAAUAUAACAUUGAGGGGAAAUGUACCAAAGUCAUCG